Molecule: messenger RNA, 1921 nt
Organism: Dermacentor silvarum
Lineage: Eukaryota; Metazoa; Arthropoda; Arachnida; Ixodida; Ixodidae
Product: DNA repair protein XRCC3
Exons: 1
Coding region: 23-931 (302 amino acids)
Biological process (GO): telomere maintenance via recombination; t-circle formation; resolution of mitotic recombination intermediates
Cellular component (GO): Rad51C-XRCC3 complex; replication fork
Molecular function (GO): ATP-dependent DNA damage sensor activity; ATP binding; ATP hydrolysis activity
Source: RefSeq, a predicted model, not a curated record
UGUAAAGUGCGAAGUGCACCACAUGUACCUCCGCCACACCGCGGCUCGCUCAGCGGCUCCGUACGCGCGUACUGCGGUCAAGACGACUUUCAAGUCGACCGAUGCCAUGGCGGGACCGUCCGAAGAAGCCGACGCCGUCGAUCUGAAAAUGACAUUGCUGGAGUUUCGCCUGAGCGCCGGUCUCUCGAAGGGCGAAGCGAGUCGGAAGCUGGCGAGCGCGUGCCGGCGAGCAGCACCGAUCGAACUCACGGCCAAGACACUUUCGGAGCCGCCGCGUCUGAGUCUGGGCUGUCCCGUGUUGGACGAAUACCUCGACGGCGGCCCGAGCACUCGCGGCCUGAUCGAGCUGUGCGGCGAAAGUGGCAGCGGCAAGACGCAGCUGUGCCUCCAAACGUCCCUCGCAGCCACUGCCGGAGGGGGCAACGACGACGCGCACGUUCUUUACAUAUGCACCGAGGAGCGCUUUCCCGAGAAGCGCCUGCGCCAGAUGGACCCGAGCGCAGUACGCGGAGAACGCGUGCUCGUGGCACAGCUGGGAGAAUGGCCCAUGCUUAUUCAGUGCCUCGAAGGCUCGCUGCCGGCGUUACGUCGAACGAGGCGCGUGACGCUUCUGGUGAUCGACUCGGUCGCUGCGCUCCUGCGCGCGGACCCGGAGCGUGCCGAAGGCGUGAGGCGUCUGGGCGCCCUUCUAGACGGCCUCUGGCGAUCGGGUAUCGCUGUGCUGUGCGUCAACCAGGUGACGGACGUGCCCGGAGGUCGCACGGCGCCCAGCCUGGGGCCCGGCUGGGCGAACCUGGUCACCACACGCCUUGUGACGAGUCGGUCAAGGUCGGGAGUCCGCGCCCUGCGUGUCGCCUUCGCGCCUUCGAUGUCGCCGAGAGAGGCGUGCCGGUUCGUUAUCACUGCGGAUGGCGUGCGAGGAGUGCGGUAGAAACGCGACGAUUCGUUUGUACCGGUGUCGACCGCUACUGUGUUCAACGUCCCGUGAGCUAGGAAAGCGCGAUGUGUGUGAGUCGUCAUAUGUGACCGCGCAGUAAUGGUCAUGGUUCGCCUCCUGUGUCUAAUGUGGUGCUUGAAGUAGGUCGAAACCCCAAGCGUAAAACCGAAGUGAAAAUAUCUAGUGGACUACUGUAGUGCGAAACUAACUGUGAUAAAGCUGUGAAGCGUGGUUUCUACUCUGCUCUGCAUGCUAAUGUGUUUGUAGGUAAGCAUACCUCUGCAUAUAUCCUUCGUGAGGCAGUGUACAAGGUAGUAACGAAAAAGCACAAGGAUGAUUAUAGUGCGAAACCAUUACACGGACACCAUAUCCUUGAAGAAGGUGGCAACAAUUCGUGCAUGGCCAAAAUGCAGUGUUGUGUACCACAUAGUGUAGUGUUGUGCCAAGACUAUGUGUCUGCCUGGCUAUCCACCACUGAAGGCACCGUGAAGAGGCAAUACAGUUUAGCUGAAAAUAAAAAAGCUGGCCAUAAAAGCAUCUUUAAAUUCGUAUUAAGCAACCGAGAAACACUGAUGACUGCUUUUCAAUGGAUAUUCAUUCCUCACGAAGAUCAAUACAGUUAUUUUGUCACAAAUCAGCUGAUAUUGAAUUUAAUAUACUGGAAAGUGCUGCACAAGUCAUGUUUUAGAUGGCUGGCCUGCUGAAACUGCCCAUAUCUGAAAUAAGCAAGUCAAGAUUAAUUGAGCCAUUACACCACCACCCUUAAAAGUACUCAAUGUUUAUGCCACAUUUGGUAUACCACAAUGCUUGUAAAUGUGUGAGAUGUGUGCUCCUUGGUUAACAUCCCAAGUAUUGAACACUGUACUUUCGACUCUAGUUCUCGCAGCUUAUUUAUGCUUUUUACAUCAUUUGAAGUAACGUUUAAAUGGCUAUAAAUGGAAAAGUAAUAGUAUAAGUAUGCGACCAAAUUAGCCAAAUCCAAAC